Messenger RNA from Abrus precatorius (Indian licorice), 1881 nucleotides. RefSeq lists its product as uncharacterized. Bases 1 to 1881 code for a protein of 626 amino acids. Gene Ontology annotation, molecular function: nucleic acid binding; zinc ion binding. The transcript has 5 exons. The record is from RefSeq and is a predicted model, not a curated record. Lineage: Eukaryota; Viridiplantae; Streptophyta; Magnoliopsida; Fabales; Fabaceae.
AUGUACGAACCGAACAGGAAAACGCCUCGCUCACCUCCACCUUCAACAUCACGAGUUCAACUUCAUCCAAGUACCCCCGAAAUUCCCAUUCGCUGUUCUCCAAACCUUGCAAAACGAAUGCAAGGAGACACAUGUUACGUGUGUCACCAACAAGGACAUUGGUCUUGGUAUUGUCCUUUAAAAUCCCUCAGCCCCAAAAAGCCCCUCCUCUCAUCCCCACCCAAACACGAGUCCCAAGUUUCCCCUAUCAUGAUACUGUGUCGUUGUGGCCAUGGAUUUUGCGAGAUCAAACCCUCACACAGCGACAGGAACUGGGGCAGGAAGUACUACGCAUGCCCCAUCAAAAGGGGGGCAAAGUGUAAAGAUUUUGUGAAGUGGUGCGAUGAUCGCGUUGAUGAUAGUGAUUUGCAGCCUCCAGUGUUUAAGUAUCCUGAGUGUGAAUGUGGAGCUGGAGUGUGUAGAAGGGUUAAGGGUAGAGAGAACACUGAUCAUGCGUUUAAGUACUUUUUUGUUUGCCCUGUUAAACGGGAUCAUGGAUCUUGUGGUUACUGUGUGUCGGAGGAUGAAUUGCUUAAUAGAGAAAGCAUUGUUCCUACGAGGCAAGGAAGGCAAAGGUCACUUCUGGAUUUUUUUGAGGGACACCAAAAUGAUAAUACUGACAGUGACAUGGUUACUGACUUGGGGGAGGGAGAUGGUUUACUAGUACAGGCCAAAAGGAUGAGAGUCAUGGACAGUUAUGAGAAUCCCUUAUCGAUUGCCGUAUCCGAGAUUCCAGAGGAAGAAGAUGCAGGCGCAGCAGUAAGGGCAGCCACUUCAGAACAUGUUGGUUUUCCCGAAUUUGAGGUUGCCGAUGAUGAUAUAGAAUUUACAAACUCAGUAUCAUGGGAGAGCAUUGAGGCAGAAGCUCUUGUAUUAUAUCGUAUGUCAACAUCUUCAAGGAUCCAACGACAACAGAGAUUGUUUCAGAGGCGCAACUUUGUUGAUACUUCAUUUUGUUCUUGUCCAAUGGGUUGGCUAGGACGCCUUCUUUUCUUCUAUCCAACACACAGCUUGAAAUUCCCCACACCUGGGCCAUUUUUCUGCUGUGUUUUCCCAUCCUUUGAUCCAAUAGUUGUUCCUAAACAGACCAUUAUUCCUGAUGGUCCUUAUGAACACAACCAGCUUGCUAUUAGCAAUGUUAGUCAACAUACCCAACUUUCAACCGGUUGCCAUACUGAGGUUUCUCGUGAUGUAGUUAGUCCCGAUAAAUCACAGGGUGAAAGAAAGUCAAUUAUGUCAAAGGCACAACGGCAUAGAGAAGUGGUCUUGUUUACACAGCAACGCCUUCUCAUUGAUCUGGAGACCUUGGAUCCUCGCGAGCAUGAGUCCAUGAGAGAGGCAGCAGAAACAACAUUUGAAUUAUUAAAUAGUUUAGGAGUUUAUUAUAAACAAUUUUCUGAUCAUGUCAUGGACUAUAUCAAUUUUGCAUCAUCAAUUGCAGAAAUAGACAAGUCCAUGGAAAAUUCCCUUACUAUAGAGGAGCACAAUAAACUCUUUGAGGAGGAGAAAAUGAGAUAUUCUCAUAUCCAAGACAACUAUGCCAAGACUGAGGCUAUGCUCGAUGCAUCGAAUCACCACAAACAAUUGCUUUGUGAACAGGUCUCUAAUCUCAAGGCCAUGCUCCAUGAAAAGCAAAACCAAUUGAAAUCUCGUGAGUUGGAGACCUUGAAGAUAGAGAAUGAUCUUGGUGAUCUGAAAAGAAUUAUGUUGGCGGCUGACAUAACAUUGAAGGAAAGAGCUGAGCAAUCAGAAAUAGCAAGGAAACGAAGCGAAGAGAGAGGAGCAAAGCAAAUUGCAGCAAAGGCAUCACUGGAGAAGGCCAAACUUGAAUUGGAAAAUUAA